GAUGAUCGUGCAUAUUUGGAUCAAGUCUCAAAAUCGGAGUCAGUCUGACUGCUACUCGGAAAUUUCCUAUUAAAAGAAUCUUGACCAUCUUUUUUUAAAACCAGCAUUUAAACCCCGCUAUAUUUUUAUUGUCUUCCGGUAGUUUUGUUUUUUUCUCUCGAUGCAAACGUAAUAAGCUACGAUACUGCUCACUGCCGGGUACGGUAGCGCCUCCUCUCCACCUCCCGAGCUAUUGGUGUUAUCGACAUGAGACAUUUUUCUGGAUUUGUGAGUUGAUAGCAUGCGCCUGUUAAGGCUCUCGGUGCUGCAGUUUGUGACAGAUAUGUUCUCUUGACCUAAAGUUCACAUCUUGACGAAGGCUUCCCUGCGAGUUGCUCACCUCACAUGACAAUGGCUUCCAAUAUAAUUGUGGAGCAGCAGUUUUCUCACAAAUUCACAGUGACUGUAGUUCGAGCUCAGAACGUCACCAAGGGAGCGCUGGGCGACCUGCUGGACACUCCAGACCCAUAUGUGGAGCUUUUCAUCCCGACGGCCCCUGAAAGCAGAAAGAGGACCAAGCACAUAGACAACGACAUCAACCCAAAAUGGAACGAGACCUUUCAUUUCAUUUUAGACCCCAACCAGCACAACGUUCUGGAGUUAACAUUAAUGGAUGCCAACUACGUGAUGGAUGAGACGCUUGGGACAGCAUCCUUCGAAAUCUCCAAACUCAAAGUGGGCCAGACAAAGAUGGAGGUGUUCCUCAUUGGCAAAGCAACCAAAGUGCACUUAGAGAUGUCACUGGAGAUCUGUACAAACCUGGACCUGCGGUUCAGCCACACCCUUUGUGACAAGGAGAAGCAAUUUAGAGAAGCCCGUCGAGAAAAGGUGAUGCUCGGCAUCAAGAAGCUGCUAUGCACUGAGGAUCCUUGUCACCCAGAAGAGGUGCCAGUGGUAGCAAUAGCCGGGUCAGGAGGCGGUUUCCGCGCCAUGGUCGGUUUUUCGGGUGUUAUGAAGGCCCUGUUUGAGUCCGGGGUCCUCGACUGUGCCACAUAUAUUGCUGGCCUCUCUGGAUCCACAUGGUACAUGUCAACUCUCUACGCCAACCCUGACUUUCCAAAUAAGGGCCCGAAGGACAUCAACAAUGAGUUGAUGAAGAGAGUUAGCAGUAACCCACUUCGGCUGUUGAUGCCCAAGCACAUCACCCACUAUAUCCAGGCCCUGUGGACCAAAAAGGCCUCAGGACAGCCGGUUACUUUUGCAGAUAUCUUUGGUAUGCUCAUAGGAGAGACACUUAUACCCUCGAGAAUGGGCAUCAAGCUAAGCGACAUCCAGGAGAAAAUAAACCAAGCCCAGUGUCCGCUUCCUCUUUUCACAUGUCUGCAUGUGAAGCCGGAUGUUUCUGAGCUCAUGUUUGCAGACUGGGUGGAGUUUAGCCCGUAUGAAAUCGGGAUGGCAAAGUACGGCACCUUCAUGACCCCUGACCUAUUUGGAAGCAAGUUCUUCAUGGGAACUGUUGUGAAGAAGUACGAGGAAAACCCUCUUCAUUUUCUGAUGGGUGUGUGGGGAAGUGCCUUCUCAAUUCUGUUCAACAGAGUGCUGGGGGUCAAGGACACAGCUGGUGGCAGCACCAUGGAGGAGGAGUUAGAGCAGAUCAAACCACAGCACAUCGUUGGAGAAGACACCCUGGACGACGACGAGCCACGCAAAGGUGGGACAGAAAACCAGGAGGCAGAUGAGGAGUUUCAUCGAACCGCUCAGGCCAGCUGGGUUCAACGUAUGUUCACGUCAGUCUUCGGCGACUCUGCUUUGUUCAACACAAGGGAGGGCCGUGCUGGAAAGGUGCAUAACUUCAUGCUGGGCCUGAACCUGAACACCAGCAUCCCAUACUCUCCAUUACUUGAGAUAACACAUGCUAUGACACCUGAAGAGGAGGUGGAUGCUGUAACAGAUCCCGAUGAGUUUGAUCGAAUCUACGAGCCUCUGGAUGUGAAGAGCAAGAAGAUCCACGUAGUGGACAGCGGCCUGACCUACAACCUUCCCUACCCCCUUAUCCUGCGCCCGCAGCGCGGCGUCGACCUCAUCAUCUCCUUUGACUUUUCGGCACGACCGAGUGACUCAAGCCCUCCGUUCAAGGAGCUUCUCCUCGCUGAGAAAUGGGCUAGAAUGAACAAGCUGCCAUUCCCCAAGAUCGACCCCAAAGUCUUUGACCGUGAAGGUCUGAAGGAAUGCUACGUCUUCAAACCAAAGAGAGGUGAAAAGAACUGCCCGACGGUCAUCCACUUUGUCCUCGUCAACAUCAACUUCAGGAAAUUCAAAGCGCCUGGCGUUCCCAGGGAGACCGAGAAGGAGAAGGAGCUGGCCGAUUUUGACAUUUUUGACGACCCUGAGACACCAUACUCCACCUUCAACUUCCAAUACUCCAACGAAGCCUUUAUCCAGCUUCAUGACCUGAUGGAGUUCAACACUCUCAACAACCUGGAGGUUAUUAAAGAAGCCAUCAAGGACUGCAUCACGUCUCAGAAGGAGAAUCCCUCGAGCGUCUCUCGUCCUUUUGCCCUCAGUGAGAUCCCAAAAAAGAAGAGUCUCAAACGAGAUCAUCAAGGAAAGCCCGUGAAUCACCUUGGGAAUAAUAGCCAGUAGCUUCAGUCUAAGACUUCAGGGCUUUUGGGGGAUUAUGUUUUCACCUUAGAACGAAGCAUUUUCUUUUUGGAAAAUGCUCUCAUGCUGAUCUUUUCUUUGUGUAAUAGAAGUGGUUUUGUUUUGCUCUGGGUUUGACAUGUUUCUGAUAAAGGGCUACUGCAAAGAAGCUGGACGUUACAUGAUAUGUGCACUAUAGUGACUGCUGACCACAAACAGCUGAUAGGUGCUUUCCCUGCAGGCUGUGAGAGAUAGACUAGAAAGUGAAAACAGAACACCAAACAGGGCAAUGUCAAUGAAUUGGUUCCAUAUCCACUGAGCAGCCCAAACUACAAUUUUCUUUAUUUUGUCUGUUUUAAACCCACAUGCUCAUUCACUUCACUUCACUUAAAUUUUCUUGACCGGUUGCAACAUUCCCAAAUGUCGGUGGACCAUUGCGGCUUCCCGCUGAGGCGAGCAGGCUGCGUUUGGAUCUCACAGCCGUGUGUGAGCGCACAGCUGUGCGGUUUCUAAAUACUGAGCUGUGUGAGUGGACACGCCGCAGGAAGCCGUUCCUGCACUGCGUCUGUUUGUGAGCUGAGCUCUUUCCACACUGAACGUGUGACAACAGAGCAUGCAAAUCACCUCUUUUUUUUUCUUUUUUUUUAUUACCGGAUGGCUCGUCUAAACAUGCAAGCUUGUUUGAAAACACGGAUGGGGAUAUUAUUGGUAACCAUUGGUUUUGUUUGAUGGCAACUUCUAAACACUCCAAGUGCACCCCCCUCUGGAUACCUCAAACAUCCCAGUGAUGUUUACCCACCUACAGCGUAGGAGCACUCCCUGCUCCCCUCUAGGGAGUGCCUCAUAUUAAAGCCUCCAUUUUGGAAAAACAAAACUGGAUGCCAUGGAAACGGCCCUGCUCCUUCUCUCGUCCGGUUCUGUGUCCUGACUUCAUGGUUUCAGGGUGCUUUUUCUUUUUAAACACAGACAGUGUUUGUCCCCCCGCCUCCCAACAAACCCAGAUUGCUGCCGGAUCCUUUCAACAGUGACCUGCAGCUUAGGUCAAAGUGAGGACGUGAUCACGAGACCUGCCCAGAGCUGAAAGUAGUGCCUCAUGGCAGCACUCAGUGGAAUUUUACACACUACACCUAUACCUGCAGCAGUGGAGGCCUGAAAUCAGACACACUACACCUACACCUGCAGGGGCCCAGAGGCUGCAUGCGGAGCAGUGGAAUUUUACACCGAACACUUCCGGCCCACACGCUCUUACGUUUCAGCGGAGUUUGUUGGAAAGAAACCGAGAAAACAAAACAGAGUCGUCUGCAGUUUUGCUGCAAGAUGAAACCAUGAAACCUUUGCAACUUGCUUUUUUAUUUUUAGCUGAUUUCUAUCAGGUGUUUUUUUCUGUUUGCUUGUGUGGUUGCAUUUUUAAUGAGUUUUUUAAAUAGUUGUUAGCAUUUUCUCAUUUCUAUUGUUCUUUUAAAUAUUAUUCUUUUAGAAAAAAAUGGUUUUGGAUAGCAGCAGUUUUUUACUUUCGCUUGUUGAAUCAGAUGAGAAGAUUGACAGCAUUAUAUUUAUGUACUAUGAAGGCUUAUAAGUGAAUAAUUAGCAGUCAGGUACAACACAGUACAAAGACAGAAAAUGGGGUAAACAAGUGAAAAAUAUCACUUUUAGUUACUUAAGUGUUGAGCUUUAUAGUAAUUGCAGGAUGGUUUUUCUUGCCUCAGUACGGAGUCCAUUGUCGUGGCAGUGUGUCACGUCAUGGCGAAAUCUGGUACUGGUCAUCCCUACUGUAGAAGAAACUAUUGCAAAGUGUGUGUGUCUGUCUGUGGACACUUUGUAAAUGUGUUACCUUCACAGCCAUCAUUUAGUCCCAACACUUGAAUGAAAAUAAAGGCCAAGAUCUAAAAGUGGGUUUUGUCUAACUCAUUUUAAUCAUUUCAGUUACUCACUAGUCCACUAGUACUUAAGUGCUGAGCCAGGGUACUGUGGAUACUACCACCAUCAUCGUGUCUCUACCAGCUCCUGAGAGAAAUUUCUGGCUGCUAAAUGUUCUCUGCGUGUGUUAAAAAGCCUGUUUCUCUUGUCGUUUAUCACUCUGCUGUUCCUGUUUUUAAUGGGUGCUUAUCUCUUGUUGUUGUUGCUAUAAAGAGCUACUUGGUAAGAGCAGAAAUGAUUGCAUGAGAGCUGUGAGAGUGAGCAAGAUAAGAGUUGUGUGUUGGAAAGCCUUACAUAAAACUUGUUUAGAGGUUUGGAUUUAUUUUUUUUUGCAGAGUUGUAAUAAUGUCAGACUAAUUUAAGCGAAGCUGGCUACAACCAUAGGGUAAAUAUUGUGUCAUUGUAUCAGGGCUACUUUUAAGAAAGUGAGUGAGUGUGUUUCCGCAUAAAUGUUAAAAUAGCAUUGACUAUCUUGUGAAGACAUCCUGUCGAGUUCUGCGAUUAGCCUAUUCAUAUUUUCAAUAUUGUUUUAGUUUAACUUUGAUUAUUUCUUUUGUCCCCCCAUAUUUUACUAUAUAUAUUCAGCAAUCUGUGACCAUGUUUACAUGUUACAAGAUCCUAAAUGGUCAGCUGUAGGGACUUGAGAAGUGUACAAAAUAUUUCUGUGAUUAAUAACUGUAUUAUGAAUAGCAAAACAUAACAUACAUAAUGUUUAUGUGCAUUGUUAAAUUAGAUUAAUAAAAGAGAAUUUAUCUCA
Molecule: messenger RNA, 5293 nt
Organism: Oreochromis niloticus (Nile tilapia)
Lineage: Eukaryota; Metazoa; Chordata; Actinopteri; Cichliformes; Cichlidae
Gene: pla2g4ab
Product: phospholipase A2, group IVAb (cytosolic, calcium-dependent)
Exons: 19
Coding region: 385-2622 (745 amino acids)
Biological process (GO): glycerophospholipid catabolic process
Cellular component (GO): cytosol; endoplasmic reticulum; Golgi apparatus
Molecular function (GO): calcium-dependent phospholipid binding; calcium ion binding
Source: RefSeq, a predicted model, not a curated record